Penicillium soppii is the source of this 867-nucleotide messenger RNA. RefSeq lists its product as uncharacterized. Bases 1 to 867 code for a protein of 288 amino acids. The record is from RefSeq and is a predicted model, not a curated record. Gene Ontology annotation, molecular function: acetate transmembrane transporter activity. Gene Ontology annotation, cellular component: plasma membrane. Lineage: Eukaryota; Fungi; Ascomycota; Eurotiomycetes; Eurotiales; Aspergillaceae. The transcript has 8 exons.
AUGGACAGCGAUAUCAGCCAAAAUGGCGAGACAAAGGCGAAUUUUCAAAACAAGGAGAGCACACUCAAUGGACUAACUACAGUCCCAACAUCGGUGACGCUGUCAUCUGAACAGUUCGAAAGACUCUAUUUGACUCCAAUGACCGUUCGCCAGUCACCGUUGGCCAAGAAAGUCGGAAAUCCGACACCACUAGCACUAGGAGGUUUUGUCAUUACCACAACUCCCCUUUCAUGUUGCCUAAUGGCCUGGAGAGGAGCAAGUGGAAAUGGUAUUGCUUUCAUUGGACCUAUCGUCUUCCUUGGUGGUCUUUUGUUGCUCAUCACAAGUAUCCUUGAGUUCAUCAUUGGAAAUACAUUUCCCUGUGUUGUGUUUGGCACCAUUGGCGGAUUUUGGUUUGCGUUUGCAGCCACAAUGAUUCCCGCUUUCAAUGCAGCUGCUCCCUAUUCCUCAUCAACGACAGAUACAACUGCCGGGCUAGCCAGCGAAGGCUUCAUGAAUACCUAUGCAUUCCUAUUCAUAACCAUGGCGGUUCUGAUGUUGAUUUUCAUGAUUUGUGCAACACGCAUUAACGUGGUCUACACUCUCAUCUUCCUUUUCCUGCUCCUAGUUUUUAUCCUUCUGUCUGCAGCCUAUUGGCAGCUAGGCCAGGCAAAUGCGCCUAUUGGUGAUCGGUGUGUAAAAGGUGCGGGGGCUUCGCUCUUUGUCGCUAGUUUACUCGGCUUCUACCUGUUGAUUGUUCAAUUAUUUGAGUCUAUAGGGUUCCCAUGCUUUUUGCCAGUUGGAGACUUGGCAACACUCUGGACACGCAAGCAAAACAAAGGACAACGAGAUGAUAUUGAGCAGCCAGCUACUGCUCGCGACAGUUGA